This is a messenger RNA of Nicrophorus vespilloides, 641 nucleotides long. RefSeq names its product protein SREK1IP1-like. Lineage: Eukaryota; Metazoa; Arthropoda; Insecta; Coleoptera; Silphidae. The coding region runs from base 87 to 533 and encodes 148 amino acids. The transcript is spliced from 2 exons. Gene Ontology annotation, molecular function: nucleic acid binding; zinc ion binding. The record is from RefSeq and is a predicted model, not a curated record.
UAACAUAACCAAAACAUAUAUAUUGUGAUGGUAUUUUGAAAAUCAUAAUAUUAUUUGUUUACAGUUGUUUUUGAUUAUACACGACUAUGGACAGCUACGGCAGUCGUUUGUUGCCUCCAAGCAAAGAAACCUCAAGACCUGCGUGCAAGAAGUGUGGAUACGCUGGGCAUCUCACCUAUCAGUGUCGCAAUUUCAUAAAAGUAGAUCCCAACAAGGAUGUUGUGCUGGAUGUGAGCAGUACGAGCAGUGAUUCUGAGGACACCAAUUACUUGACACCGCUAACUGAGUUGAGGGAGAAAGAGCUGAAGGAGAAGCUGAAAAAAUCUAAAAAGAAGUCCUCAAAGAAGAAGAAAAAGAAGGAGAAGAAAUCAAAGAAGGCCAAGAAAAGGAAAUGCAGUGAUUCAGAGAGUGAAGAUAGCAGCAGCAGCAGUGAUUCUGAUGAAAAACAUAAAAAGAAGAAACGGAAGAAGAGCAAGAAGAAGAAGAGGAAAUCAUCCAGUAGUGAAUCUAGUUCAGACUCUGACUCUGAUUAAGUGCUUAAUGUUUUCCAUUUACUUAAUUAUAAAUUAUGUAUCAAUAAUACUUUCUUUUUAAUGUUAGUAAGAUCCUAUUUAAGUACAGUAAACGUUAAUAAAAUUUUA